Molecule: messenger RNA, 333 nt
Organism: Podospora anserina S mat+
Lineage: Eukaryota; Fungi; Ascomycota; Sordariomycetes; Sordariales; Podosporaceae
Exons: 2
Coding region: 1-333 (110 amino acids)
Biological process (GO): protein insertion into mitochondrial outer membrane; mitochondrial outer membrane translocase complex assembly
Cellular component (GO): mitochondrial outer membrane
Source: RefSeq, a predicted model, not a curated record
AUGAUGGCGAGCACUUCAGACUCCUUCGUCAUCUCCGACAUGGCUCCCUCCUCAGACAACGACGAUGUCGAUUCCCUUCCAUCCAUCUCCAGCAGCAUUCUCGAUUCCGAAGACGAAUCCGAUGCCCAAAGGGAGUGGGAGACAAGUCUAGAGCAGCUACAGCUUUUGCUGACAAUGAUUAUUAUGCCAUUUGCGGGCAAGUAUCUUGGCCGCAAGUUUGCCUACUGGAGCUGGGCGCGGUAUAUGGAAUGGAUGCACAACGUCGAGAUCCGGUGGACAAAUAAGAGAGAGUUUGCGGCCGUGGGAGCUGUACAAGCGGCUUCUUCGUUAUGA